AUCUGACCUGAAGUGGAAGCGGGUACCUAUCAAAACCAGGUACCCUGCUCCCACUUUCGCUGCAAUCGUGUAGGCAAUCAGAAACGGAAGUUGUACCCCUAUCCUCCCUCCCUGAAGUCUUGUGGGACAAGUGACAGGUCCCAGAAGAUGACGGGCCAUUCAGGAAGCGCAGCACUACUCACACAUGCGCAGUGGGCACCCAGCUGUGAAGCCACAAGCUGUCACAGCCGGGUGCCCACACUGAAGAUGCCGGCGCCUGGAAUACAGGAUGGCCAGUGAAAUGGGUGAGUGGAACUC
This is a messenger RNA of Staurois parvus, 297 nucleotides long. NCBI's taxonomy places the organism in Eukaryota, Metazoa, Chordata, Amphibia, Anura, Ranidae. The record is from the annotation of a GenBank genome assembly.